UUAGCCAUUUCAUUAUGAAUAUUUUUCCUGAAAAUAUAAGUAUGCACGACUCUGUAAACAUAAACCCUCAGUUAAUAAUUUAUUGCUUUUUACUUUAGAAAACUUAUUCGGAAUCAUUAUUAGAUCCAGAAAUAUUAAUAUUCGAUUAUUCUCGGAUGUACAUAUCUGAUAAUUUGCACGUCGCAUUUCAAACUUUGCCGUAUUUUAAACAAACAUAUGGUAGAGCACCAAAACCAUGGAAUGAUGACGACGCCGAAAAGUUUUAUGUGUCAGCAUCUGAAAUUAAUUGUAAAAUGUCUGAUAAUUCUAUUACAAAUAAAUUAGAUAAACAUCUAAUAAAACUAUUGGCAAAAAUAUGUACAGGCGAUUUAUGUCCAAUGCAGGGUGUUAUUGGUGGAACAGCAGCACAAGAAGUGAUAAAAGUAUGUUAGAGAAUUUUUAAAUGCUUUUUAUAGUUUUUUUAGAAUUGUACAUCUCUUUACAAUUUCUAACUAAUAGUCUGACUAGUGUUAGGUAGUAAAAGUAACUUGAUUUUUUUGUGUUUACUCUACGCAGUAAGAAAACUUGCACACGGUACAUGAAAAUCAUUUGGUGUCUGUAUGUCAUCACGACAUAACAUAUGGCUUGAAAAAGAAUAGAAUGAGAACAUCAAAAGCGCGAAGUAGAAAGCAAGAGUAUUACUUAACACUACUAUCUGUUUCAACGCAUAAAGAACUCCGAUGUUUUUCGAAAAUCUCUGCAACGAUUUUAUUUGGCCUAAAUGAUAAAAGUUAUCAAAAACUCUCAAAGAUAAUGAUUUACAUCUGAUUUUUUCAAGGAAGUCUCUUGAAGUCUCAUACCCAGGCACGUAGCCAGGAUUUUGGGGUAUACUGGAUCUCAACUUCAGAGCAUGGGACCCAGAUAAACCUUAUGGAGGAUGUUAUUGGGCCCAAAUGAUGAAUUUCUAACAAAAAACCUUUGCGAUCGGAGUUUACGGAAAAAAAAGUUUUUUCUUUGGGCACCCCCCUCAAAUUUUUUUUGUCUUUUUUAGUAUUCCAUUUUUUAGAAUUUUAUCAUAAUCUACAUCGAAUUGCAUCUAAAAAUAUGCAUCCGUUCGGGAGUUAUAACGUUUUGAAUUUUUGAGAGAUUACGAUAAAAUUCUAAGAAAUGGAAUACUAAAAAAGACAAAAAAAAUUUGAGGGGGGUGCCCAAAGACAAAACUUUUUUUUCCGCAAACUCCGAUCGCAAAGGUUUUUUGUUAGAAAUUCAUCAUUUGGGCCCAAUAUCAUCCUCCAUAAGGUUUAUCUGGGUCCCAUGCUCUGAAGUUGAGAUCCAGCAUAUCCAAAAACCCUGGCUACGUGCCUGCUCAUACCAAAUUCAAAACUAAUUGUUUGGAGUUGAAUUAUGUUUUAUGCAUUGCGCUCAUAAUUUAGCCGUAGGGAUAAAUCUUGAUUUUUAAAAAAAUGAGUCAGCUGCAGUUGCUUCAAAGUGUCGACAAAAAUAAACACUACCACGAUGAUCAGCGCAUUUGAAUAUCUAUGUAUCGUGUAUUUUUAAAGCCUCCAGACAUGCAGAUGGACAGAUAGGUAUGUCCUCGGAGAAUGUCUAUAUCUCCCGGAUCAUAAUAGAUGAAGGUCUAGAAUUCGUGAUAAUGAGUAAAGGAGAUGUUCCUCUAUGAGGCAGUGCACGAUCGAAACGCACUUUUCCAGCAUAGCGUGCUCAAUGCACUGUCACUGAUUUUUCUACCAUGAACCGUCGUCGAAGUUUUGUGGAAAUGACAGAAAAUCCUCGGGAGCCUCUUGUCAAAAACGUCCACAUCACCUCGGAAAAACCUAAAAAUUUUUCUUUUAAAAUCCGUUGAUAAAUCCUGGCAAUUCUAUUGUUGCUACAUAGUCUUGAGUUUUGUGUCGAUCUUUUACCUGUGAAAUAUUGUACAUUUCGGCACAUAAAUUUGACGCAGCAUAUAUGAAAUCCAUAUGUAAUGUAUUUUUAGGAUCAAAUUUAAUUUCAUAUGGACAACGUUUCAUACCACUCCAAAACUUUUUGCCUUUAGAAGUAAGUUGUUCUG
Didymodactylos carnosus is the source of this 2047-nucleotide messenger RNA. NCBI's taxonomy places the organism in Eukaryota, Metazoa, Rotifera, Eurotatoria, Philodinida, Philodinidae. The record is from the annotation of a GenBank genome assembly.